Molecule: messenger RNA, 2934 nt
Organism: Bufo bufo (common toad)
Lineage: Eukaryota; Metazoa; Chordata; Amphibia; Anura; Bufonidae
Gene: MCOLN3
Product: mucolipin TRP cation channel 3
Exons: 14
Coding region: 182-1834 (550 amino acids)
Cellular component (GO): lysosomal membrane; plasma membrane
Molecular function (GO): NAADP-sensitive calcium-release channel activity
Source: RefSeq, a predicted model, not a curated record
GAGAUGCGCAGACUGGAGGCACAGAGGGCGCAGAGAAGAAGCCGGGGGAUGCACAGGGACACCUACCGCGGUACAUGACUGCUGGAUGCCACAGAGGUGCCCGCCGGGGGCUGAAGAAGGGAUAACAGGGAGAUCCUGGCUGUAAGCUUACCUGGGCACCCAGCCUUACAGACCUAUAGAAAUGGAGACCCCAGACCCAUCGGUGAUCCCGCCUCCUUCCCUGGAAGAACAUGAGAGUCCUUAUUGCAGCUCCAUGUCGGAGCAGAUCCUCUUGGAAGACAUGCUGAAGAGAAAGCUCAAGUUCUAUUUUAUGAAUCCCUGUGAAAAAUUCCGAGCUCGCAGUCGCAAGCCGUGGAAACUCCUCAUUCAGAUCUUAAAAAUCGCACUGGUGACCGCCCAGCUGGUGUUCUUCGGGCUCAGCAACGAGAUGGUGGUCAGUUUCGCGGAGGAGAACACGGUGGCCUUCAGGCACUUGUUUCUGAAGGACUACAAGGAUGGACAUGAUGACACGUACGCCAUCUAUCGCCAGGAGGACUUCUACGAUCACAUCAAUUUUACAAUCCAGGGGUAUUUGGACCUGAGAACUACAUCAGUCGGGAACCAUGCCUAUGAGCGGAUGGCAGACGGGUGGCACGGGAUGAGUGUCUGCCAGGACUUCUAUAAAGAAGGCAACAUCUUUCCUGGAAAUGAAACAUUUGAUAUCAACCCCCAAGAAGAGAAAGAAUGCUUCAUCGUGGAACCAAUGACGCCGAUAAGUGAUCUCUCCCUGGAAAACAAGUUCAGGAACAUGACACUGGACUUUUCUCGGCUCAUCUCAGUGGUGAUCAUGUUUAAGCUGAAAGCGAUUAAUCUACAGACCAUACGUCACCAUGAACUCCCUGACUGCUACGACUUUACAGUGACCAUCACAUUCGACAAUAAAGGACAUAGUGGACGUAUUAAAGUAUAUUUGGAUAAUGAUGUUGGCAUCGAGGAAUGCAGAGACUGGCACGUGUCUGGAUCCUUGCAGAAGAAUACCCACUACAUGAUGAUUUUCGAUGCAUUCGUCAUCCUGACCUGCAUAUCCUCCCUAAGUCUCUGUAUUCGAUCGGUGGUCCGAGGCAUUCACCUUCAGAGAGAAUAUGUCAGCUUCAUCCAACAACGAUUCUCAAAGAUGGUGCCCUGGUCGGACCGGUUGGAGUUUGUCAAUGGCUGGUACAUCUUAAUCAUUGUGAGCGAUAUCCUGUCCAUCGUGGGCUCCAUCCUGAAGAUGGAGAUCCAGUCAAAGAGUCUGACAAGCUAUGACGUCUGCAGCAUUCUUCUGGGAACAUCUACCAUGUUCGUCUGGCUCGGUGUCCUUCGAUACUUGGGACUUUUCAAAAAAUACAAUAUGCUGAUCCUGACGCUGAGGCUAGCGCUUCCGAACGUCAUUCGGUUUUCUUGCUGUGCAGCCAUCAUAUAUCUAGGAUAUUGUUUUUGUGGCUGGAUCGUAUUGGGACCUUACCACACCAAGUUCAGGUCCCUGAACAUGGUGUCAGAAUGCCUCUUCUCCCUAAUUAACGGAGACGACAUGUUCGCCACGUUUUCCAUCAUGCAGCAGAAAAGCUUUCUGGUCUGGGUGUUCAGCAGGGUGUAUCUGUACUCCUUCAUCGGCCUCUUUAUAUAUAUGGUCCUCAGUUUGUUCAUUGCGCUCAUAACGGACACGUAUGACACCAUCAAGAAUUACCAAAAAGACGGCUUUCCAGAGUCCGACCUUCGAAGGUUUGUGUCAGAGUGUAGGGAUUUACCAACGUCUGGACGUUACAGAGACGCUGAGGAAACCACUCUUUCACUGUUCUGCUGCUGUAAACGGUAGAAUCGAUGAGGACCGUAGUGCGUCACUGGAUACAAGCACAGAAACAAAAAAAUCUAUUAAAGGAACUCUAACUCUUAAAGUGCAUCCUAACAAGAAGUGCUGCUACUGUCUUUCUUUUCACAUACCUCCGGAGGUUCUCAGAAGUGGAGAUAAAGGAAGGGACUUUUCUGGAUUUCCUGAAGUGGUGACAGUGAAGAACGCUACAGUCAGCCUGUCCCAGACCUGAGAUGGCUGAUAUCAGUGUAAAGUGCACAUAGACUCUAAAUGUAGGGUCCUUAUACAAUCCCUCUGUGAUUUGGUUUCAGAACAUAUUUCCCAAUAAGUAUGGUUUCCAUCAGGCCUCAUCCUCAUGACUGUAUCAGUCUUGCGGUCCUCAAAUCGCGGAUCCAUAAAAUACAGAUGUGGUCCGUGUGCCAUCCACAUUUAAAAAAAAAAUUUUUUGCAGACCCAUUGAUUUCUGUGGGUCCGUGGUCUGCAUUUUGCAGACAUUUUCUACCUUUUUGCGGAACAGAGAAACAAAUGCAGAAAGAACACGGAUGAUCUGUGUACUUUCCUCAUCCGUAUGUCCGUUCUGCAAAAAUAUAGAACGCGUUCUAUACUUGGUCACAAAAUGUGGAUCACGGAUCUAAUGAGGUCAAAGGGCAAAAAAUGCAGAUGCAACGCGGAUAAUAGUGGUCGCCAUAUGAAGAAUUUUAUGUCCUUGAGAAUCAAAUCUGUUUGGGUGGAGUAUGGGCCCUUUUACAGGGGCCAAUCAUCAGGAAUGAGCGCUCACGGGGAUCAUCAUGUAUCAUCAGUCGGUGCCGGAUCUGUCCGUAAUGUCAUAAAGUGCAAGUCAGUCAAAGCAGUGCAACGUGGCGCCACGUGUAUCACAAUGGUGCACUUGGCAUAGGAUAUUUGGUGCAACUUGCUAGACAUACACUUGGCCUGCUCGUACCACCUCAUGUUAAAAAAUUGUGCACGUCUUGAAUUUGGCGCAGUUUAGGACUCCUGUUAUCACGCCCCAUUCUCUUCAGAAAUUUCAGAACUGUCGAGCCAAGUGUAGAAAAUGUCGAAAAGCACAUAAUAAAUUUGGCGCAUGACCUGUACACAUUUGGCACAUU